Molecule: messenger RNA, 1860 nt
Organism: Penicillium daleae
Lineage: Eukaryota; Fungi; Ascomycota; Eurotiomycetes; Eurotiales; Aspergillaceae
Product: putative MFS multidrug transporter
Exons: 3
Coding region: 1-1860 (619 amino acids)
Biological process (GO): transmembrane transport
Molecular function (GO): transmembrane transporter activity
Source: RefSeq, a predicted model, not a curated record
AUGGGGUCCUCUCCGCACGAACCUGCGGGCCAACCCCAACCAGAAGCAACAGACGUCAUUCAACUACCUUCGCAUGACAGCCUGGACUUUCCCAACACAGACUCAUCAAGUGAAAGUGACGAUGAUAGUGUAGAUACUGCCAUCUAUGAGGGGAGCAAUGCACGGCGAUCACUCCGCCCUCCGCCGCUACUCAUAAACCACCGGCGCUUCCCGUCAGCAGAUGAAGAUGAUAGCGAUCACGAUCACGAUAGCGUUCUCGCCUCACACGAGGACUCUCAAGAAGAGAAACCAGUGACAUGGAGCUCUUUGCCAAAGAAAGGGCAGCUGGCUAUCCUGACCUUUGCCCGAUUAUCGGAGCCACUCACUCAAACCUCAUUACAGGCCUACUUAUUCUAUCAGCUCAAAUCUUUCGACCCAUCAUUACCAGACUCGGCGAUCUCAGCACAGGCCGGUAUUAUGCAGGGUAGCUUUACUGCUGCCCAGUUCCUAACUGCGGUCUGGUGGGGACGGCUGGCUGAUGCGGAAUGGAUGGGCCGCAAGAGAGUGCUUCUGAUCGGUCUUCUGGGGACGUGUAUCUCUUGUUUGGGAUUUGGAUUCUCCCGAUCCUUUACAGCGGCUAUUACCUUCCGGACGCUCGGUGGAGUGCUCAAUAGCAAUGUCGGCGUGAUGAGAACUUUAAUUGCAGAAAUCAUUGCUGAGAAGAAGUACCAAUCAAGAGCCUUCUUGCUACUGCCCAUGUGUUUUAACAUUGGUGUGAUUAUUGGCCCUAUCUUAGGAGGCUCACUGGCCGAUCCUGUCAAUAGUUUCCCAUGGUUAUUCGGUCCCGGCUCUACCUUGGGUGGUAAAGAUGGCGUCUGGUGGAUGCAGCACUGGCCGUAUGCUCUGCCGAAUGUGCUGAGUGCGAUUUUCAUUUUCAUGUCGUUACUCACAGUGUUUCUUGGCCUGGAUGAAACACACGAAGUCGCACGUUAUCGCAGCGACUGGGGCCGCAGACUGGGAAAGAGAAUUGUGCGAGUCUUCACUCGACGGCCUCAACACUAUCACCGCCUUCAGGCCGAGGAUGCCGACUCCGUAUACCUCGAUGGCAGCGUGGGCACAUGGUCCGUUCCAUCGAGCCCAGCCCGCUCACGCACUCAUCCCCAAUCUCGCCCUCACAAACGACCCGGCUUCCGUCAAAUUUGGACCAAAAAUAUCAUGCUCACAUUGCUGGCACAUUUCCUGCUAGCUUUCCACACGAGUGCUUUCAACGCCAUGACCUUUGUAUUCCUUCCCACACCCCGUGCCCCUGAAGGUUCCCGCAAUGGCUUCUUCCAUUUUGGCGGCGGGCUAGGUCUGCCCUCAGCACGCGUCGGCCUAGCCACAGCCAUCAUCGGGUUCAUCGGUCUCCCUCUGCAAAUAUUCCUUUAUCCGCGCAUCCAAUCUAAACUAGGAACUCUUACUUCCUUCCGCGUGUUCCUCCCAUUCUCACCUAUUUCCUACCUCCUCAUGCCAUUUCUCGUCGUUCUACCACGUCUUGUGUGGGUCGUGUGGCCCGCCUUUACCAUUGUGGUGUCCUUGCAAGUCAUUUCGCGCACCUUUGUGCUCCCCGCGGCCAUCAUUCUCGUGAAUAAUUGUGUGACUGACCCUUCUAUUUUGGGUACGGUUCAUGGUGUUGCGCAGAGUAUUUCCAGUGCGGCUCGUACUUUGGGUCCUUUCCUUGGGGGCUGGGGUCUUGGUGUUGGCCUUGCUAAUAAUAUGGUUGGUGGUGUAUGGUGGUGUUUGGCUAUUGAAGCUUUCCUCGGGUGGUUUGUACUAUGGACUAUUUCUGAGGGAAAGGGUAUAGAGCGCCCAAAAGAAGGAAAUGACGAAGAAGAGGACUGA